CGUUUGGAGCAGUGCUGCCCAGCAGCCUCGGUUUCUCGGAGACCUGCAAGUCCGGUGUCCGCCAUUAUGCCGCUCGGCGCCCUGCGGGCUGGACCGAAAGGCAGCACGUCGGUCCGCGGCUAACCGUGCGCCCUGGUUUGCUGUCACCUUAAAAGCAACAACGCCUCGUCCUACGGUUGUGAUGUAGAGUGAGACAAAAUGCCCGGAAAAGCUUGGUCUGGUGGCUCAGGCCUGAAAUCCCCGUUUCUGAGGGAGCUGAGACAGGAAGCCCGGGAGUCUGGGAAUGUUGGUUAUUUCGGUCUCUUACGUGACUUCUAUUGACCUAGCAAAUGACAUUGUGCACUGCAGUGCUGAGAAGAUACUCCCAAGGAUACAGCAGUGAUUCAGUGAAAGCAACAGACUUAUUUUGUGUUUAUCUGGGCAAUCCUGGACAAGAGUGAUGCCUCCAGGCAGGUGUUAUGCUGCCCACUCAGCUCAGGCUUCAAGGGAACACGGGCACCUUCGUACAGUAAAGAAGGAAGAGGAUGAUGAUGACUAUACUUCAGUGCAGACUGCCAGGCCACAGACACUUAACCGCCCUGGCCAGGAACUAUUCCGUCAGCUCUUUCGGCAGCUUCGCUACCAUGAGUCUUCUGGGCCCCUAGAAACUCUGAGCCGGCUCCAGGAGCUCUGCCGCUGGUGGAUGAGGCCAGAUGUUCUUUCCAAAGCACAGAUGUUGGAGCUGCUGGUGUUGGAACAGUUCCUGAGCAUCUUGCCUGGAGAGCUCCGGACAUGGGUGCAGCUCCAUUGCCCUGAGAGUGGUGCGGAGGUUGUGGCCCUGCUAGAAGAGCUGCAGAAGGAUCAUGAUGGAACACUACUGAGGGACCCAUGCCUUGCUCAGAACCCAGAUGUACAUUGGAUAGGCACUAGACCUCUGCAGUCUGCACAGAUAUGGUCCCCAACUUCACGUCUCAGGAACAGUUCUGCUCUAGAGGACCAUUUGGAGCCUCCAUGUGGAAUAGGAGUUUAUAACUUCCUGGCUGGGCAAGAUGAUUCUCCCACUGUCUCGGUGCCUGCCCAUUUCCAGAUAGAAGAGGACACAGGAUACCAGGAAGCUUUGACUUUCCAGGAUGUGAAGGUGACCUUCUCUCAGGAAGAGUGGGGAUGUUUGGACUCGGCUCAGCGCAAUCUUUAUCGGGAUGUUAUGCUGGAGAAUUAUGGGAACGUGGUUUCUGUCGUGGGGUCAUCUCCCAAACCUGCCCUGAUAUCCUGGCUGGAAGCAAGGAAGCCAUCGACCGUGAAUAUCUGCAAAGUUCAGCCUAAGAGGGAUUCAGGUACUGCCCCUGAAGCAGGUAAGCCCCAAAUUAAGUCAAGCAAAUUCAUCUUGAAACAGGACCCUUCAGAAUACACAGAAACCUUUGCAGUGCCAUCAGUGUGUCCUGAGACAAGUGUUUCUGAGGGAACAGGACUCAAAGAAACUUUGGAACAAAAGAGCAGGCUACCGAAGCCCUGUGGAAGCCCCAUACAAGUGAGAGAGGUGAAGGAAGGAACUGACAUCAGUAACAGGACAGGAAAAGAAUCUGAAGUAUUGGGAAGCAGUAAUAUUCUUGAUAUAAAACAUGUUAAGUGUGUGAGUGUUUCUAAGAAAAAGCGAUUCUUUAAGCAUGGCCGUGACAGAUACUUCAGAGAAAGAUCACACCAUUAUAAUAAGAAAUAUGGGGAAGGGCUCAGAGACACAGUUGAGGGAUGUGGUGUAUAUCAGAGUAUUCACAAUGGACUAAAAGAGAGUGAAAAGGACACAUGUGGGAAGGACUUCAUCCUUAGCUCUCAUCACCAAAGGGAACAGAAUGUUCAUACAGUAAGAGUGUACAGGUGCCAUGAUUGUGGGAAGACCUUUGGUAAAAGCUCCCAUCUUGAAUAUCAUCAGAGAUGCCAUUUUGAAGAGAAACUGUUUCAAUGUAGGGUAUGUAAGAAAGCCUUCAAGUGGCGUUCAAACUGUGUGCGACAUGAGAAAAUUCACACUGGAGUGAAACCUUAUAAAUGCAGCUCUUGUGAGAAAGCUUUCUAUCGUCUGUCAGCCUACCGUCUGCACCAGGAAACCCACACUAAAAAGAAAUGUGAAUCCAUCCAGUACAAAGAAGCUCUCACCUGCACCUUGGAUCUCAAUCAUCAUUUGACAGACGAGAGUGAGGAGAAACACUUGGACUGCAGCCAAUGUGGGAAAUCCUUCUGCUGUAAGUCCUAUGUUCUUCAACACCAAAGGAUUCACACACAGGAGAAACCUUACAAAUGUACCAGAUGUAGGAAAACCUUUCGGUGGAGGUCAAACUUUUCUCGUCAUAUGAGACUGCACCAGACACGAGAGUUCUGUAAACAAGAGAAAUGUCGAGAAGACUUCAAGCAGAAUUGCAGUCAGUCUCAGGUUAUCUCUACUGUGGAGAAAAAUUUUUCAUGUCAGCAUUGUGGGAAAACUUUUACUCAAGACAAAUCACUCAUUGAGCACCAGAGGAUUCACACAGGGGAGAAACCAUACCAAUGUAGUGAGUGUGGGAAAACAUUUACCUAUAGGUCAGCUUAUAUUAUUCAUCUGAAGCAUCACAGUAUUAAAAGAAAACCUGAAAGUGGUCUAUCUGUUAGUCAGGAUACAAUGUUUCACAGUAUUAGAAGCAAACCUGAAAGUGGUCUACCUGUUAGUCAGAAUACAAUGAUUCACAUUCCUCAGAGCAGUCAUAAUACAGAAGAGCCUCACAAAUGUAAAUACUGUGGCAGAACGUUCCGCAUUCGCUCAUUCCUUCUCAUUCAUCAGAGAGUUCACACUAGAGAGAAACCCUAUAAAUGCAGGGAGUGUGGAAAAGCCUUCCGAUGGAGUUCCAAUCUCUCCCGACAUGAGAGGCAACACUCUUUUGAGUAUCCUGAAAGUAAAGAGACUUCAAAUCUAGAGUCAAAAAUUCUCACUGAUCAGAAGCCCUUUUGGUGUCAAGAAUGUGGGAAAACCUUUACACGUAAAAGAAGCCUUUUAGACCAUAAGGGAAUACACAGUGGAGAGAGACGCUUUAAGUGCAACUUGUGUGAAAAAUCUUUUGAUAGAAACUAUCGUCUUGUUAAUCAUCAGAGGAUACAUGCUAUAGAGAGACCUUUUCAAACUCAGUGGCAUGGUAAAGAUUUUGUUGGGAUACGUGUCCGUUCUGUUGACCAGAGAAAACACAGCAGAACACUGCAUUUGGAACGUAGCUUGCACUCAGAUAAUCCAGGCUUAUCUUCUCGUCGGGAUGCAAGGUUAAAUAGUCAGGAAUUAAAACUGAGUAGAAAGAAGCCCCAUAAAGAGUGUGAGAAUCCUUCUGAUAAGAGCUCCAGGUUCAUUGCAUUCCAGAAUGUAUCCACUAAGACAGGCUGCCACAAAUGUAGUAUUUGUGGGAAAACAUUUAGCAAGCAUUCACAACUCAUUAGCCACAGAAGAUUUCACACCAGAGAGAGGCCCUUCAAAUGCAAAGUAUGUGGGAAGACCUUCAGGUGGUCUUCCAAUUUAGCUCGGCAUGUGAAAAACCAUGUUAGAGAUUAGCCUGGGGUCUCUGACGGUGUGUGUGUGUGUGUGUGUGUGUGUGUGUGUAAUAGUUCCUGGUUACAUUCCUAGAGAACUUGUUGUUAGACACUGGGAAAAACCUUUGCAAAGACUUAGUCCUUUCUGUUCUUGGUGUGGAAUCUUGAGGAUUUAAAAGCUCAGGGACUCCUCAGUCUACCUGCUGAAAAGUGGUGCUAGAGAACAAUGUUCUGGGGGGCCUUAUGGAGGUCCUGGUCCCUAGGUGUAGCCCAGGACUGACAGCCAGGUCUCUUUGGUAACUCUUGCUGUCUGUUAUUAGAAAGUGUGUCUCUGUGGCUUUAGUAAGGUGGUCUGCUGGGAAGGGGCCAUUUAGAUCCUCAGUUCCUCUUUAGGUUUGGCUUGUUUCAGUCAGUGGCUGUUCUGUUGACUUUCAAAGCAAUGGCACAAAGAACUUGUAGUCUCCUAGGGAGCUCUGCAGGCUGGGACUUCAGUUCCCAGUUGGUUUUGUGGUUAUUAGCUAUGGUCCUAAAGUGGUCUCAGUGGCAAGUGAAAAGGACAGGGUGCUGGGCUCCAUUUCUUGAUCUAGACAGGCAGCAUUAAUCAUUUCUAGAUAUAAGCACACCCUUCACAUGCCAGUGACCAGAACUUUGGAUCCCUGUCUUCCUUAAAUGAGUUAGGUCAUAUUCUGGAUGGUGAUAUGUGUUGAGGACAAAGUAAACCAGAGAAGAAUGGCAGGGAACCUGGUUUGGAUGUGGGCUGUAAUUUUAAAUGGGCUGGCCUGAAGUACUGCUAAAAGUGAAAGCUAACUAGGGCCAGGUAUUGGGAGGCAGUGGCAUCUCUACGAGUUCCAGGAUAGCCAGAGCUAAGUAGAGAAACCUUACCUCAGAAAAACAAAAACAAACAAAACCCUAAUUGACUAAAAAGCUUAAGGGAGUUGGGUUGUAGGGUAAGCCAUGUUGAUCUAUGGGGAGAGAACUCAAGGUGGAGGAAGUAGGAUCUUGUCUGGUGAUUUUAGGGGUUAGUAUAGAGGCCCUUGGGUGGAGUAUAGUGAGCCAUCCUAAGAGUGGACUGAAGUUGCGUCCUGGGUCCAGUCUUAUAGAGGUGAUGUUUACACAUUAGUUGUCAUGUCAUGUCUCUGGUAUAUCGCUCUGUUCAUAAUCUGGAUUAUCCUGGGACCUUGUCCUUGAGUCCCCACUGCUCCCAUCUCUUGUGAGGCCCAUACCAUAACUGCUAGUGUCACCUGGGUUUACCAGCUAGUUUGUCACUGCUGCCUGACCAGCUACAUGGGAAAGCUGAGCUUGGGUACUUACGUGGAUAGAGAUUUUGCAAAACAAACACCAUUGCUUCUCUAAGCUGGAAAAAUGACUCUGCACUUAAGUGCUUCUGUUGCCCUUGCCUGGGUUCAGUUCCCAGCACCACAUGGCAGAUCACAACCACCUACAGUCCCAGGGGAUCCCAUGCCCUGCCCUGACUUCUGCAUGCACCAGACAUGCAGGUGGCUCUCAGACAUACAUGCAAGCAAACUACUCAUAAGUAAGAAAGACAGUCAAAAUACAGUAUGAGUUUUUUAAAAUCUUUAUUUCAAAAUUGCCUCUAAAGAUACCUAGUUCUUGCCAAGUCAGGGGUGGAGCUUUAAGUGAGCCUUGAUUAGACAAGUUGGGGAUACUUUUUAAAACAGGCCUUUUAAAACAGUCAAGUAUUGGAUGAAAGUCAUUCAGAAGUACACAGCUGCUGGGUAGGAGCCCAGCUGUGAAUGGUUUUAAGUAUAGAGUGCUGGAUGACAGCUUCUGAUUGUCUUGGCAACUAUGUCUGAUCUUGAACUUGGAGUGGAAAGCACAGGCUUUUUGAGCAUGGCCUUUCCACCGCCUGAGAAACUGAAGUUGUGGGUGGGGAUAGACAGAUGGGCUGAGACCAUCAUGGAGGAGUAGAUGUCAGGUGGCCUCUUCUUGUUCACCUGGUCAGUGUAGUCAGUCCCAUCCUAACUGAAGACUGUCAGACCAGUGUGCAGAGAAGAAGGGCUAUCGUAGCAAUCCCUUAGGAAAGUUAGUUCUGAAGUGUGAAGUGGGUGGAACAACUGGGGUUGGGACUCCUUUAUAAAUGGAAGUUAAGACAGAUUGCCCAGCCAGGCAACUUGAAAAGUUUUAUGAAAUUGUAAGUUUAUCCAGUGGGGCCCUGCCCCGGCCAGCAGGGCUUCAACAGGAACUCGACCACCCUAAGGACGGAAUGAUAAGGACAGGAGACACAAAGGAAGACACCAAGACAGGAUUCUGAUCAAGGUGCAACUUUAUUUUUCUCCAAGAGGGUUGAUAUAGCUCUUGCAGGGUGAGGGGUACAGGAAGCUGUUAUCUGCGUGAAGCUUAUCUGCGUGAAGCAAGCCAAUGCAGCUGCAGGAUGUUCGCGUAGGAUGUUUAUGCAGGAUGUUGACAGGGUGAAAAGGCCAAGGGCUGUAACUCAAUGCCCUGUCGCUAGGCAACCUGACCCGCAGGAUGUUCUAGUUCCCUGUCUUAAGUGGGGAGGGGGGCUGUAUUUUUCCAUUAAGCUCUAGAUUCUAAGGGUCUGUAUUUUUCCAUUAGCUAGAGGUUCUGUCCUUGUCCCUGACAGGUCCCUUCUAGGAUUAAUGUGAAGAACAAUGAACUCACUGCAGCAGUUUUUAGAUAGUGGGACUGCAGAAUCCUGUUUGCCAUCAGCAGAACAGAUGGUACAGGAGAAUAUGAAACUCAGUGUGGGAGUACACACCUGUAAUCCUAAUGUGGGAUGCUCAUGCAAGAGGACCAAAAGUUCAAAGCCACCUGAGGAUAAAGAACAAGACCCUGUCUCAAAACAGAACAAAAACAGUGACUAUAGAAGAGUUACAUCCUCCAACUCAACUCAGAAAACUACACUAAAUUUGCAGAAGCUGUAUAUAAUAUACUGUUUAUAUGAAGUUGAAGCUUAUUGAAAGUGGGGUUUUGGUUUCAUUAUUUCUUUAAGUGGGAUGGAGUACUAACCUCAUAGGGCGGUGGUGGGGCAGUAUUGAAAUGCAUGUUUAACGUCGAGACUAGUGUCUGUCAUGUAAACAUUCCUGAUGUAUAAUAGAGUUAAUGUUUUGCACAAUUUUCUGUGGAUUCAAAAAACAUGAAAUAAGAGUGUAAACUUAUGAACAGAAUCAUGUGUGCUAACCAUUGCUCCAUUGCCUUUGGGUAUGAGGUGCUGGUGAAGUCAGAAUGAAUACAUGGGGCUUCCCUUGUUUUUCUAGAAAUUGAUAUAAAUACACCCUAAAAUUAUGAUUAACAGGAUAAUGUUGUGGGUACUUUUGACUGUUAAAAUAUAUUAAAAUAAAGAACCUAAGCAUGGCCUCUGA
Messenger RNA from Peromyscus leucopus (white-footed mouse), 6857 nucleotides. It is a transcript of the gene Znf445, whose product is annotated as zinc finger protein 445. Lineage: Eukaryota; Metazoa; Chordata; Mammalia; Rodentia; Cricetidae. The record is from RefSeq and is a predicted model, not a curated record. The coding region runs from base 440 to 3538 and encodes 1032 amino acids. The transcript is spliced from 7 exons. Gene Ontology annotation, biological process: regulation of DNA-templated transcription.